AAAGGCGAGUUCGACUUGCUACACAUGAAGGAGGGGGAGCCGUUGGACGACUAUGCUGGCAAAAUCAGUGGCAUGGUGGCGAGGUACGCCAACCUCGGUGCAACACUCGACGACUCCGCCAUGGUCAAGAAUCUCCUCGACACCGUCCCAGAUCGGCUCUACCCUGUCGUUGUGGGGAUCGAGCAAUUUUGUGAUGUGGAGAAGAUGCCGUUUGAGGAGGCGCUUGGGAGGCUGAAGGCCUUCGACGAGCGUUCUCGGCGGCGCACUCAAGCCAGCGAGACCGGUGAUGGCCAGCUCCUGCUCACGGCGGCCGAGUGGCAGUCUCAGCAAAAGGACAAGUCCACACGAAAGAAAGGUAAAUGCAAUAAUUGCGGUGUUCGUGGGCAUUUUGCCAAGAAAUGCCGCGAGCCAAAGAAGGAAGAGGCGCUCCUCGCGACAGCCGAUGACGAGCCGUGUCUCCUGUGA
This is a messenger RNA of Phragmites australis (common reed), 465 nucleotides long. RefSeq lists its product as uncharacterized. The record is from RefSeq and is a predicted model, not a curated record. Gene Ontology annotation, molecular function: nucleic acid binding; zinc ion binding. The coding region runs from base 25 to 465 and encodes 146 amino acids. The transcript has a single exon. Lineage: Eukaryota; Viridiplantae; Streptophyta; Magnoliopsida; Poales; Poaceae.